AUGCACAUUCUCAAAAUAAAUGGAAUCACAAUCGAAUUCCCGUACGAGCCCUAUCCUGCACAGGUUGCCACGAUGACCACUGUUCUGCGAUCAUUCAUAGGCAACAGCGCCUCUCUGGUCGAAUCACCAACUGGAACUGGUAAGUCUCUUGCCAUUCUCUGCGCAUCACUCGCAUACCUAACUCACCUGAGCAAUAACACGCCUGAAAAGAGGCUGAAACAGAGCGAUCCCAGUGAUUCAGGAACCAAUCUGCCUAAAAUCUACAUUUGUAGUAGAACUCAUAAGCAAAUAGACCAACUCAUAGGGCAGUUAAGAAAGACGAAUUACAGUACCAAAAUAGCUGUACUUGGAUCCAGAACGCAGUACUGCAUCCACAGGGACGUAAAACACGCCACUGACGUAAACACAGCCUGCAGGGAGGCAGUGGAGAACAAGAGGUGUCUCCACCGCCACAGGGUGAGUGCCCUAAGAAAGAGACUCGGAGACGUCUACGACAUUGAGGAGAUACGGAAGGAGGGAAUGAGAUGCGGUGGCUGCCCGUACUACGCAUCACGUGAGCUGGUUGAGGAGGCAUCGGUUGUGUUUGCGCCGUACAAUUACGUCAUAGACCCAAGCAUACGAUCAUCGAUGGAUAUUCGACUUGAGAGGGCCCACGUCAUCGUGGACGAGGCGCACAACGUGGAGGACGUCUGCAGGGCGGCUGGCUCGCUCGAAUUCGGCAGCAGAAGCAUCGACGGAUGGCUGAUGGAGCUGAUUGGCGCCCUGAAGAAGGCCGAGCUGCUUGAGAGCGAGGACGAGUCGACUGGAAUCCGAUUCAGGGAGCACUUCUCGUUUCUGGCCCAGCUGAUGAGGUCGUUCAAGGGCAGUUCGUUUAGGACGAACCAGAAAACCAGGGACUUCGCCUACAAAAUGAGCAAGGGCGGUGAAAUCAGGGCGGAAUUGAAGAAGGCGGGAAUUGGGGCGGACGAGCAGGGGCGACUGAGGGAGGCAGCCUCAGCGGUGGCUGGGUCCGAGAGGGCGAAGCAGCUCCUGAGCCAGGGGCUGCUUCGGAUGAUCGAAAGCCUCGACCUGAUUCUCCAGAACGUCCUUGUUUCUGGGCGAGAGCGAUGCUACGCCUUCGUCUUCAAAGUGGUCGAAAGAGGCCCCUCUUCGACCGAGUUCGCCUUCUGGCUCCUCGACCCCUCUCUCGUCUUCCGCCCCCUCGUUUCAACCUGCCUGUCCAUCACGCUCCUCUCUGGGACACUGGCGCCCUUCGACUCGCUCUGCCUGGAACUAUCCCACUCCUUCCAGAACAAGGUCGUGGCUCCCCACAUCCUCAGCAGCGACCAGGUGUUCGUGGCAGCCGUGAGCCACGGCCACCAGGGCGCCGAGCUGCUUGGGACGUACGCCAACUCGGAGAAGCCGCUCUACCUGGAGCAGGUGGCGUCGAUCAUCGGUGACGUGGCUGGGCGAGUCAGGCCACACGGUGGGACACUCGUCUUCGUCCCAAGCUACCACUUUCAGAGGAGACUGGGAUCACUGAUCGAGGAGGCCGUCUUGGAGCCACAGGGCGCAGACAGGUUCGAGGACGCCCUCAGGGACUACAAGAGGAGUCUCGCGACCACGGCACCAGCAACGAUGAUCUGCGUCUACAGGGGAAAGGCAGCAGAGGGAAUCGACUUCAGGGACUCGUUUGCCAGGGCUGUGAUUCUGGUUGGUGUUCCGUAUCCAUCGGUCGUGGAUCCACAGGUGAAGGUGAAGAGGGAGUUCAACGACUCCCUCGGAAACGGAUUCAACGGGUCGCAGUGGUACGGGACACAGGCGAUGCGUGCGGUGAACCAGGCUCUGGGGCGAGUGGUGCGCCAUCCAGGAGACUGGGGAUGCGUGUUCAUGCUCGAAUCACGAUACAGAAAUCAGCAGAUGAAGAGGCAGCUGCCAGGGUGGAUUGGGCCAUUUAUGAGGGAAGUCAGCAGAUACGAGAGAGUGGUGGAUGAGUUCAAUGGGUUUAUUGAGAAGAGUAGUGUGAAAUACGGUAGUGAUAAUAAGACAGUAUUGGAUAGAUUCAUUAUAGGAGAGAAUAAGACUAAUACCAGGAAGGGUGACUCAACUGGUAGGGAUGAUUCAUCAGAGAAGACUCACCGUAAUAAGUGA
Messenger RNA from Enterospora canceri, 2130 nucleotides. Lineage: Eukaryota; Fungi; Microsporidia; Enterocytozoonidae. The record is from the annotation of a GenBank genome assembly.